AUGCAACGUUUGAUUCGCUCCGUUCUCGACCGCUUUUCGCAAAACGGUUCUUCUACUAACCUCAAAAAUUCGUUGACUACUGGUUCAUCUGCGACCUCAAAUGCCCCCCAAGAGAUCUACCCGACUUUGCCAAAUGCUUCCCCUUCUAAGACGAUAAUUACGCUGCCUUCGCAAACGCGAUUGACGAGUGGUGCAGAUGUACAUCGAUACAGUCGAGAAAGUUAUGGUUUCGAAGCAAGAAACGAGUCGACGGACGUUCCAUUUUAUGAGGAAUUCCCUCCGAACGCAAUCGUCGUCUACACGGAUGCAAGUUGCCUCCGGGGAAUAGCGACUGGAAUUGCGAACUUUUUUGGAAACGAUCACCCACUUAAUCUCUCCAUGCGGCUAAAUUUGAACGAGCAUAAUAGUGGGAAAGGAGAGAUUUAUGCGACGACAAUGGCUCUUCACCGUGUCGCACAUUGGGAAGACUACAAUGGCGAACUAGUGAUUGUUCGCACCGAUUAUUUGAACACACUCGUCGCAAUGCAAAAAGGAAACAAUAGCGCUUUUGCUAUGGAUUACGACAAUUUACGAUGUGUGGCCGCAUGGUUUCCACUUGGAGUCGAAUUUCAGUGGGUUAAGGCACAUAACGGUGAUCCGGGAAACGAAAUGGCUGACACAAUGGCAAAAAAUGCAAUUGAAAAGAUAGAAUUGGUCGAUCAAGCUCGGUGGAACAGUCAAGAUCAAGUAGAAAUCGAUCUCGUACUCAGUCCCGGCGUCGCAAUUGACACCAUUGGAUCCAUUGACGCUGGACACGGUUCGCGUGGUUCUUCAGUGAGCUCAACUCGAAGCGAUUCGUCACAAGGAUAUUAUGAUGAUUGGUCAAAUGGAGAGCGAAAAGUUUUGAUCAGAGGAGGCAAAUCAUGGAGAAAAGGUGACCGACCUCAAAUCAUCUACCCACACCAAACACCAAUUAUUCCGUAUCUGCAACGAUUCAAAGAUUCAACGAUUCUGCAA
Messenger RNA from Mesorhabditis belari, 996 nucleotides. Lineage: Eukaryota; Metazoa; Nematoda; Chromadorea; Rhabditida; Rhabditidae. The record is from the annotation of a GenBank genome assembly.